AUGCCACUAACCAAGCUUGACGUAGUGAUUGAAUUAUUUCAAACUGAAGUUUCGUUUAUUCAGCAUGUGCAACAGGCAGCUAUGUCGACCGAUAAAUCACGCUACAAUCAAUUCUACAAUUCACAUUUACAAAAGUUUCUAAAUUUCGUCUCACCAAACUCUCAAUUAGUUUCCCAAUAUUCUAAAAUAAUCAAUUCCGAUAAUUAUCAAUUUUUAUUAGAAGAAUUCACUUUAAAUUUUAUCAAAGUACUAAACAGUGACGAUUUCCUCUCUACUUACAUUGUUCUUUGUCAAUUCGAAUUGAGAAAGGAAUCGGCAUGUUAUUUUUGUGGACGAAUGCCAAGAUAUAAAUUGAUAUUUGAUGAAUUUUUGAAAAGGGAAUCAGAUGAGCAGAUCAAGAUUAGAAUCAUUAAUCCAAUUUUGGAAAAAUUAAAGGAAAUUUGUACAAUAAUCAAUUUAAACUUUGGAAUUAUUUCAAUGUUGAAUGUGAAGGAAACCAAGUUUUUUCAAAUUGAAACUCUGAUUUAUGAAUUGGUGAUUUUGGAUGUGAAUUUCAAUAUUAACAAGUACAUUUUUGGGAAGUUGAUUUACAAGAAGAGAAAAUUAGAACAUGGAAUGAUUUAUAUUCCCAUUAAUAGUAAUCAACUCAUCUUGUUGACAGUAAAUGGUCCAAUUGACCAGCUUUCUUCAAUUCAUUCAGCAGUUGAUUUUGGAAAUGAAGGAAAAAUUGUAUAUUCCAAAUAUUCAAUUUACAAAAUUAUUGACCUAAUGAAAUGUGAAAUUUCCUACAAAGAGGAAGGAAUUGAAAUCAAGACAAAAUCAAAAACAAUUACAAUGAACUUGAAUUUAUUCGAUUCCAAGAUUAAUAUUUGGAAAUUGAUGUGUUUGAGGAGAUUUAAAUUGUAA
This is a messenger RNA of Naegleria gruberi, 906 nucleotides long. RefSeq lists its product as uncharacterized. The record is from RefSeq and is a predicted model, not a curated record. Bases 1 to 906 code for a protein of 301 amino acids. The transcript has a single exon. Lineage: Eukaryota; Heterolobosea; Eutetramitea; Acrasida; Naegleriidae.